CAUCCAUUCGCGUUUUGUUCUUCACCAAUUCUUACACCUUUCUUUUCUUCACCGCCAUUGUCCAUCCUUGUGUUUUGUGACGACAAUUUAUAACCAUUUUUUGAUAAUUGAAAUUAGAGUUUCAAUUCUCAUAUUUAUUUCCACAAACUCAGUUCUUUAGAUUUGUUGUGUUGUGAUAUUAAUCUUCUUCUACAAACUCAAGGUGUGUAGGAAACUGGGCAUUAGGUAAAGUCUUCUGAUAAUAUUGUAAGGACUUGAUUUAAUUUGUAUGGUAUUAGAAAGACAAAUGGCCUUGCUGAGAAGAUAUGUUGCUGCUAGUGCUGUUGCAUCGUUUGUCUUCUUGCUGUUCUUGUUGGCUUGCAACCUUAACUUGGCUUCGGCUUCCUCCGGUGGUGUGAUGGGAGGGAGUUUCUUCGAUUCUGAUUCAGAUUCAGAUUCUUCGUCCUCGGAAUUUUACACUAGGGAUUCAGAAUCAUACAGAAUGAUGCAUCAUCGUGAUAAUGUCGCGUCUUCUCAUGACACUGAGCUUGCAAAGGGAGGUCACGCUGGAGUGCCCUUCUUGUUUCUAUUCUUCAUGUUGGCUAUGUUUUUGUUUGGAUUCUACAAAAACAAAAAUGGAAAUUCAGUUACUGUGCUCAAGCUUCAGGUUGCAAUUUCGGGUGGGAAGGGAAGCUCAAUACAAAGGGAUCUAACUAGGAUUGCAGAAACUGCAGAUACAUCAUCUCGGGAUGGAUUGAAAUAUCUAUUGACAGACACAAUACAUAGUUUGGUUGGACAUCUUGGUCACUGUGUAGCAGGAUAUUCAUUUGUGGAUCUAAAGCAGAGUAAAGAUGAUGGGGAGAAAUGUUACUAUCAGUUAUCAAAUGAAGAAAGGACAAAAUUUGAUGAAGAAACAUUGGUUAAUUUGAACAAAACAGAAAAGAGAAACACAAGAAUCCAGAAUGAUGAGAUUAACAAUGAAAGCUCAGUGUUUGAUGGAAAAGAUAUUAAAGAGGAAAGAAAAAUAUUUGAAGAAGAGAAACUUCUCAACGGGUUUGGCAACGAGUACAUAGUGAUAACCAUCUUGGUAGCUGCUAAAGGAGCACAUAAGCUUCCUAACGUCUAUGGAGCUGAAGAUAUGAAGAAUGCCCUGCAAAAGCUUAGAACUGUUCUCUCAAGCAAUUUAUUGGCUGGGAAGGUGUUAUGGACCCCACAGAAUGAGGAUGAGACUCUUUCAAAACGACAACUACUCGAGGACUAUCCUCAAUUAGCAGAUUGCAUGAAAACCUUUCUUGUUAAGAAACACGAAUGAUACAAAUGCAUAAUCACGUUUUCUGUGCUAAACUAUUCCCCUAACUUAACUUCUUUUCAGGUUUUAAAAUUAAAAAUCUAUAUAAAAUCAGUCCAAUGUGUUCUUAGGUUUUAAAUGUGAGUUUUUAUACAUUUAAUUGUAUACUUGAACCUAAAUUGCAUUGACAGUGUAAAAUAUGUGUACAUUUGUUAUCCAGUUAUAAAGAAAGUUCUUGUC
Molecule: messenger RNA, 1507 nt
Organism: Vigna radiata var. radiata (mung bean)
Lineage: Eukaryota; Viridiplantae; Streptophyta; Magnoliopsida; Fabales; Fabaceae
Exons: 8
Coding region: 269-1291 (340 amino acids)
Cellular component (GO): chloroplast
Source: RefSeq, a predicted model, not a curated record